This is a messenger RNA of Helianthus annuus (common sunflower), 1194 nucleotides long. RefSeq lists its product as uncharacterized. The record is from RefSeq and is a predicted model, not a curated record. Lineage: Eukaryota; Viridiplantae; Streptophyta; Magnoliopsida; Asterales; Asteraceae. The transcript has a single exon. The coding region runs from base 1 to 1194 and encodes 397 amino acids.
AUGUUCAUGCAAACCCUCGUCGGGUCAGCCAGAAUAUGGUUCAAUGAUUUGCCUGCCAGAGGCGUUCGAAGCUUCGAUGACCUGAGCAAGGGGUUUUUGGCUGAUUUCUCGCAGCAAAGGCGGUACGUUAAAGAUGCCACGGUGAUCUUCCAGAUAAAGCAAAGAGAUAACGAGAGCCUUCGAGAAUUCAUAGAAAGAUACAAAAAAGAAGGUCUGACGUAUGUGGGGGCAGACAAAAAGAUGAGAGUGGCCGGCUUCAUGAAUGCCAUCACCUCCAAAAACCUUACAAGGGAUUUCAACAAGUACCUGCCAAAGACCUUGGAAGAAGCUCUCGAGAGGGCUGAAGCCCACAUUAGAGGAGAGGAGGCUGUAGACAUAAAGGAGCAAAGAAAAAGGGGAUCUAGCUGGCAAGGCAACAAUCCAGCUAGAAAGAAGGGGGAUUUUCAUUACUAUGACAGACGUCAAAGGGGCUCAGAGCCACGAAGAUCUGAAGGCCGGAACCCUCCAAGUAGGGAGAAGGCCAUAAACUUUACAACCCUCACAAAAACCCCACAAGAGAUUCUUGCUACAGAGGAGGUGAAACAAAGCUUCCGACCUCUUAGACAUCUCCCAAAAAGUAAAAGGAAUGAAAAAUCCACCCAAUUCUGCGAAGUUCAUGAGGAGAAGGGUCACCAUACUAACGAUUGCUUUCAACUCAAAAAGAGGAUUGAGGAGGCCGUGAAGUCCGGAGAGCUUGCCCACUUAGUGAAGAGGGUAAGGGACAAGAUAGCCGAAGGCAAAAUUAAAGAAGUUAACAUAGUGGAUUUCAAUGGAAAGGUUCCCCACAAACGACAAAGGUUGGAAGCUUGGGAGCUUCAGUGUAUUUGCUUCCCCUCAACAGAAAGGGACCCACUCUCAAACCCUAUUGUGGUUGAGCCAACUGUGGGUACACUAAAGACAAGCAGAGCAUACAUAGACACUGGUGUAGCUACUGAAAUUAUGUUUGAAAAGUUCUUCAAUCGUUUGAGCAAUAAGGAACGUUCAAAUCUUCAACCAUCUAGGACCUCCAUAAAAGGUAUUGCUGACAUACCCCUCAAGCCUUUAGGGCAACUAACCGUCGAAGUCCGUUUCAGUGAAGGCAAGAUGGAGAUAGUUCAACCUCUCACUUUUGUAGUUAUCAAUAUACCUUCCAACUAUGAUGUUGUCACACCCUGA